Molecule: messenger RNA, 1230 nt
Organism: Penaeus indicus
Lineage: Eukaryota; Metazoa; Arthropoda; Malacostraca; Decapoda; Penaeidae
Product: glutamate receptor 2-like
Exons: 7
Coding region: 1-1230 (409 amino acids)
Cellular component (GO): plasma membrane
Molecular function (GO): ligand-gated monoatomic ion channel activity; signaling receptor activity
Source: RefSeq, a predicted model, not a curated record
AUGGUGGGCGAGCUGGUAGAGGGCCUCGCCGACGUGAUCAUGGCGCCCCUCGACUACACCGUCGCCAGGAGCCGCGCCGUCGACUUCGUCAUCCCGGUGGCGCAAGUUCGUUACAUCAUGGUAGUCCAGCGGGCGCACCAGCUGACGGGCGUGUGGGAGAGCUACACGCAGGAGUUCGGGUGUAGGAGUUGGGCGGCGGUCGUCCUGUUCCUCGUCUUGUGUCCGUGUGUCCUCUCCCUCGUGUCCAAGUCGUCCCCCAGCGAGACGACGAAGGUGACGCUCCUCGACGCCGUUACCUGUACUCUCGGGUUUCUGGGUCAGCAAGGUAAUUUGCAGAUUGGGUUCGGCACAGCCCUUGUUAUCACCAUCAAAGCCGCUCUGAAACUAGUCCAGGCGCACCAAAAUCCUGUCGGGUGUAACGGUAAUGCUCGCAUCUUCUUCCUCGCCUCCUUCGUCACGACGGUCCUCUUGUACUGCCACUACACGAGCGCCCUUUUCUCGUCCCUCGCCAUCACCACGAACAGCCAGCCCUUCAGGGACCUCAGGGGAAUCCUCGAAAACGGGAAGUACAGGUUUGGAUUCACCGAGGGCAUCUCCGUCGAGAAUGACUUCAAGGACUCGACCAACUACCUAUACCAGCAGGUGUGGCAAAGGCUUGUGAUGCCCCCGCCCUCUGGCCUCAUGCAAGACGACGCCGCUGGCCUCGCUCGGGUUCGCCAGGAGAAGUACGUGCACAUGAUGGACCGAACUAACUUCGUGUACAUGACCCGGGGCGAGUGUGACCUGGAGAUGCUACCCACGCCCCUCUUCUCCUACCCCUCCGGCAUGGCCUUCAGGAGGGGGUCGCCCUAUAAGGAGGUUUUCUCGAGGGCAUUACUCGUCCUAAUGGACUCAGGCGUGACAAAGAAGUUGAUGGACAAAUGGCAGCCUAAGACAAGCCUGUGCCAAAGCAUGGACAUACAACCAUUAACUCUCACCCACGUUUUUACUGCUUUUCUCCUCCUGGGCGCCGGUAUGCUCCUCUCCUUCGGUAUCCUGGCGGGGGAGGCCCUAUACCAGAACGUCCAGAAGGGUAGUUCAGCGAAGAUUUCUUUGAGACAAAAAAAUGAACAGAUACAAAAGGUAAAGAGAGGCGGUUAUAAUCAAACGGAAGGUAUAAGUAGCGACGGACUGAUGACAACCAGUCGCGUAACAUGGGUUGAUCGUACAGGGUUUAAAAAACGUGUUUAA